Messenger RNA from Trichoderma harzianum CBS 226.95, 2328 nucleotides. RefSeq lists its product as hypothetical. Bases 1 to 2328 code for a protein of 775 amino acids. The transcript has 5 exons. The record is from RefSeq and is a predicted model, not a curated record. Lineage: Eukaryota; Fungi; Ascomycota; Sordariomycetes; Hypocreales; Hypocreaceae.
AUGGAUCACCCACCUCAAUCCCAGGGAUUGACUCAUCUUUCUCCUGAUCUGAACUCUGGGCCCAAGCUCAAUUCUUACCUGCAACCGCAGCAAAGUCCUCUUCCAGGGCGCUUCAACGAGGAGUGGGACGCCAGCCGGCGCGGAAGCUCCAUCAUCGACGGCCCCCGUGGCCAAAGCCCCCCAGUCAUGUCUGCCUCUGCCGCCGCCGGGCCAUCGGCCAUGCAGCGCUCCAACUCGGUCAACAGCUAUGCGGCUGGCGAUGAUCGGGCCCUGCCUCAGAGAGGCAAUACGUUGAAGAAGAAGGCUUCGCUACGGCGCAGUGGCACCGGCAGCAUGGUGCGAUCCAGCAGCCGUCGCAGCGCACGAGCUGGCAGUGUCAGGAGCCUUGCCCUCCAGACUGCGACGGAUCCCGACGAGCUGCACAGCGCCUUCUUCUGCCCGGUUCCCACAAACGGCAAUCCCACCGAUGUGCUCGCUGCUAGAUUCCAGACCUGGAGAAAAAUGCUGAAAGACCUCAUCGCAUACUAUCGUGAGGUACAAUCUCACUAUGAGCAAAAGUCCAAGUCGCUCGCCAAGCUCUCAAGCGUCGCCAACAACAUUUCGAACCCGACUUCGUUCCUCCAAACCGCCGGCAUCGACGAUGCUCUUCAGAUUAUCCGCAACUAUAACAAGCAAGCCCUUCAAGAGGCCACAAAGGCCAAGGAAAUCGAAGAGGAUGUCAUCCUAGCGCUUACUGGACUGAGAAGCGACCUGCAGCAGAAAAUCAAGGAAAUCAAACACCUGGCCGGUGACUUCAAGAACUCUGUUGAAAAAGAAAUGGACGGCACCGGCAAGGCUGUCAAGGUCCUCUCCGAAGCGCUGGGAAAGAACGAGAUGGACACCUCCGCAACAACGGGCAAGCAGGAUCCAUACCUCCUCAGGCUGGCGGUCGAUCGCCAGAUUGAGCGCCAGAUCGAUGAGGAAAACUACCUGCAUCAAGCCUAUCUCAACCUCGAGGGCUCAGGACGCGAGCUCGAAUCCAUCAUUGUGGGCGAAAUUCAAAAGGCCUACAAUGCCUACGCUGGUAUCCUCAAGCGUGAGGCCGACAAUGCUCACAGUGUGGUCGGAGAACUCCGCGAUGGACCAAUUGCGAUGCCCAAGGAUCAGGAGUGGGAGCACUUUGUGGCCAACGAUAACCGAGUGGUCAACCCUAGCAUGCCAUUGCGCUCGGCCGAGCAGAUUCAUUACCCAGGCCAAGACCAUCUCUCGGCGCAAGAAAUCCGCGCCGGAUUACUGGAGCGCAAGAGCAAGUACUUGAAGAGUUAUACAGCAGGAUGGUAUGUACUUUCGACAACGCAUCUCCACGAAUUCAAGUCGGCAGACAAAGCGCAGGCCCCCAUAAUGUCCCUCUAUCUCCCGGAGCAAAAACUAGGAUCCCGCUCCAGCGAAGGAGGCCCUUCCAACAAGUUUCUUCUCAAGGGACGACAGACUGGCGCCAUGCACCGAGGCCAUACCUGGGUGUUCCGAGCCGAGAGCCAUGAUACGAUGAUGGCUUGGUACGAGGACAUCAGGGCCCUGACGGAGACAUCCCCAGAGGAGCGAACGGCAUUUGUGCGAUCUCACUCAAGGCGAAGCACGAGCCGAUCAUCGCACCGGUCAGCUAGCAGCGACGGACUCGAUGAGGAAGAGGACGAGGAGCCAUUUACCGCGACCGAGCAAGACGUCACGCCAGGACCUCGAGCAGACAUAGCCGCGCGGCGACCCCAACCAGGUGGGCGGUUCCCAUCCGAUAUACAAGUCAAUGCACAACGAGGCUUACAGGUGCCUCAAUCCCCGUCUAGCGUAGGAUCCAGCCAGGAGCCACAAGCCGGGGUGAUUGCUGCAGCAACUGCGAUACCAGGAUCAGGCACGGAUGCCUAUGCUCCGGAUAGGUUGACACACCACGACGAAGGCCAUCCAGAGUACGGACAGAGAGGCGAGACCCCGAUAUCAAACGUGCAUGCACAAGCAGUUGCUGCCGACCACGAGGCCCAGGUCGACGGCGUCAACCCAUACACAAGCGAGCCACAACACAAUGCAGCCGCUAUCAACGGUGUAGCUGGGGGGUCCGAGACGAACGAUAUCAACGGCGGACACUACAAAAAUGUCGGAGGCGCAGGAGCUCUCUCCCCGGAUGCAAUUCCCAGGUCUGAGGUUCAGCCUGAUGAAUCAGGACUGCAAGUUCUUCCCGGCCAGGGAAACUCUGCACAGCCAGUGGGUGGUCUUAACCCGGUUCGCGGAAUCAACGAUGAGAGAGCGGCUAGUUCAGUGACGGUAUCGGACCUACCGAUGCCAGGCAGCUUUCCUUGA